AUGUUGUCCAUUUUGCCGGUUGCUGCCCACCCGCAGGAUGUUGGGGUCUGGUGCUCCUCUGAGCUGCAGCAGGACUGGUGGAAACAAAGAAAAGCUGUGUUCACCGACUUGGAGAUCUUAGCUGCCAUUUUUGCCAGUGCGAUCCACGAUGUUGACCAUCCAGGAGUCUCCAACCAGUUUCUCAUCAGCACGAACUCUGAGCUGGCUCUCAUGUAUAACGACUCCUCCGUGUUGGAGAACCACCACUUGGCCGUGGGCUUCAAACUGCUGCAGGAGGAGAACUGUGACAUCUUCCAAAACCUGACCAAAAAACAGAGACAAUCACUGCGAAAGAUGGUCAUCGACAUCGUGUUGGCCACAGACAUGUCCAAGCACAUGAACCUUCUGGCCGAUCUGAAGACCAUGGUGGAGACGAAGAAGGUCACGAGCUCCGGAGUGCUGCUGCUGGACAACUACUCUGACAGGAUACAGGUCCUCCAGAACAUGGUGCACUGUGCAGACCUCAGUAACCCCACCAAACCGCUGCAGCUGUACCGACAGUGGACGGACCGCAUCAUGGAGGAGUUCUUCAGCCAGGGCGACCGCGAGAGGGAGCGGGGGAUGGAGAUCAGCCCCAUGUGUGACAAGCACAACGCCUCCGUGGAGAAAAGCCAGACGAAGCGUUCUGAGCCCUGUCCACGCUUCCAUCCUGUCAUUGCUCUGACCUGGGCCUAG
Messenger RNA from Knipowitschia caucasica, 714 nucleotides. The record is from the annotation of a GenBank genome assembly. Lineage: Eukaryota; Metazoa; Chordata; Actinopteri; Gobiiformes; Gobiidae.